AUGAUACAGAUUGUGCAUCUGAGAGACGUGUCCGGUGGUGAGAGUCGCAGCAGGAGAGGGGUGAGAUGUCGGGGGCUUGUGCCGAGGGCGGGCUGUCACGUGGAGCUCGAGGCGCCGGCGCGGCCGGGUCGCCCGGGUCUAGGGCCCGGCCGAGCUCUCGGCGCGGCAUUCCCCAGCCGGCAGGCGGCCGUCACGCUAUGUGCGCCGACACGCGAGGACUGCCGCGCGACGCGGCUCGUCGCUCUCCGGACGCAGGGCCUCGAGCUCGCUGCGAGGGCCGCUUCGCCAGCGUCGAGCCGCACUAGUCCCUGUUGUAUGGUGGAGCGAGCCGGGCGGGGGGCGGGAAGGCAGGUGGCGUCGCGCAGGUGCGGCCCGCGCCCGGCCCGGGGCCGCAUUCGCAGCGCGCGGAGGCGCGGGCACGCCGCGGCGCGCGCCCGCUCGCCUCGACGUGCUAAUGGAGCCGCCGUGGGAGCUCGAGCUCGAGUUGCGACGGCAUAUCGAGAACUGUACCUGUACCUGCGAUCACAUGGGCUACGGGAACUACAUGGACUACCAGGUGGCGCCAGGGGCGCACGCCUGCAUGUGUCGCGCAAUCACUUCGCCGCACGCCCACGUACGUGUCGUAUGUUUACCCGCGCUUCUUGCUACAACCGGCCUUUUCCCGCAUGA
Molecule: messenger RNA, 669 nt
Organism: Arctia plantaginis
Lineage: Eukaryota; Metazoa; Arthropoda; Insecta; Lepidoptera; Erebidae
Source: the annotation of a GenBank genome assembly